Messenger RNA from Jatropha curcas, 2139 nucleotides. It is a transcript of the gene HASPIN, whose product is annotated as Protein kinase superfamily protein. Gene Ontology annotation, molecular function: ATP binding; histone H3T3 kinase activity. The record is from RefSeq and is a predicted model, not a curated record. Gene Ontology annotation, biological process: mitotic cell cycle; protein phosphorylation; intracellular signal transduction. Lineage: Eukaryota; Viridiplantae; Streptophyta; Magnoliopsida; Malpighiales; Euphorbiaceae. Gene Ontology annotation, cellular component: nucleus; cytoplasm.
ACGAUUUGUAGAAGGCCAAGAAGUCAAGAACCCAAUCCCAAGGCAGCUCCCGCCCACAAACUCAAUUUCAAAUUCUCUAUCGGUCUUGUCCAGAAAUCAACUCUCUUUGCAACGUUAAUUGUAAAUGGGUUCCAGAGAAGAUGGAAAUGGAGUUGAUUUAUGGUCACAAAUCAUUGCUGAAGAGCCAGGGUACAAUGAUCAACAACAACAGCAGAAGAUUGAAGUGAUUUAUCGAAGAAGAAAACCCCAGAAAACGCCUGCAGAAGUCAAUUUGAAGCAGUUGGAAUCUGACGAAGAAAAUCGGGUGAGUUUGGUUGCUGUCACCAAGCGGGUCAGUUGGAAUCGUUCCCUUUCCAUCAGAGGAAGAGUAAGCAUCGCUGUUGCUGCAUGUGUGGACAAUCGGCCUCAAAAAAAGCAGGCCAAAAGAAAGGGCAAGCCUCCUGUUCCAAAAGGAAAGGCUGUAAAGCCUCCAAAUUUUGAGAAAGAAAAAGAAUACUUUCAAGAGGUUGAUGCUUUUGAAUUGCUGGAGGAGAGCCCCUCACCCAAAAAUUCUGGCAAAUGGACAGCUGAUAAUCAAACUGAUACAAUUCCUAUACCACAUUUGUCAUCGAGAUUAGAGAAAUGGUUAAUUUCAAAGAAAUUAAAUUACAGCUGUGGACCUUCUAGUACACUUUCAAAGUUAUUAGAAACUCCAGUCAUGUCUUUGGAACCUAUUUGUGGUGAUGAUUUCGGUGGUAUAGAUUUGGUAACCCCAGAAAAAUCUUCUUCAAAAGUCUGUUCAAGUCUACAUUCUGUCCAAAGCAGAAUUAAUGCCUAUUUGAUCAAUAAAUAUGUGUCUGGAAGGAACUCCAAUUCAGAAAAGAGCAGCAUGCUUGCAAUUCUGCGUGAUGACGAUUGUAAAGACAUUGAAGCUUCAAUUAAGAAACUAUCCUUAGCAUCAACAUCUACAACACUGGAUCACGACUAUGUGAAUCCAUUUUCUUCUCUUCUGGCUGUCUGUGGACAGAUGGCUCCAUUAACUCUUCUGGAUGUGUUCUCCAAAUAUUGUGACCCAAAAAGUGUUACCAAAGUGGGAGAAGGUACAUAUGGAGAAGCCUUUAAAGCUGGUAAUACUGUUUGUAAAAUAGUUCCAAUAGAUGGAGAACUGAAAGUGAAUGGGGAGGUGCAAAAGAGGUCAGAAGAACUUCUUGAGGAGGUCGUACUUUCUAGAACUCUUAAUCAUCUAAGAAGAAAUGAUGUUGAUGUCCAGAAUGCAUGCACAACAUUCAUUGAGACCUUAGAUCUAAAGGUAUGCCAAGGUCCUUAUGCCAGUGCAUUGAUUAGAGCAUGGGAAGAUUGGGAUGACAAACAUAGCUCAGAAAAUGAUCAUCCUAGGGAGUUUCCAGAGAAACAGAGCUACGUUGUGUUUGUAUUAGCACACGGCGGCAAGGACCUCGAGAGUUUUGUUUUAUUAAACUUUGAUGAGGCGCGGAGUUUAUUGAUUCAGGUUACAGCUGCCUUAGCUGUUGCGGAAGCUGCAUUUGAAUUUGAGCACCGUGAUCUGCAUUGGGGAAACAUUUUGUUAAGUCGAAAUGAAUCUGCUAUGGUGCAGUUCACGCUGGAGGGGAAGCAAAUGCUUUUGAAAUCAUAUGGAUUAUUGAUAUCAAUAAUUGAUUUCACUCUGUCAAGAAUCAACACUGGUGAAGAUAUACUCUUUCUGGACCUUUCGUCAGAUCCUUAUCUCUUUAAGGGUCCAAGGGGUGAUAAGCAAGCUGAAACCUAUAGAAGAAUGAAGGAGGUAACAGAAGACUUUUGGGAAGGAAGUUUUCCUAGAACAAAUGUGCUGUGGCUGCUGUACUUGGUGGACAUAUUACUUCUGAAGAAAUCAUUUGAACGUACUUCCAAAAAUGAAAGGGAGUUGCGGUCACUGAAGAAGAGGUUGGAGAAGUAUAAUUCAGCAAAGGAAGCUAUUUUGGAUCCUUUCUUCAGUGAUCUGAUUAUUGAGCAGGUUAAAUGAAAAGAAGAGGUCAUCGUUAUUAUUAUUAUUAUUAUUUUAAUUUUUUUUGUAGGGCUCAGUGUAGAUAAUUGUAGAAAAACUGAUGGGAAAAUUUGUAUAUUUUCACAGUUUUUUGUGAGGAAUACAAGCCAUGAUUGCUAAUA